Podarcis lilfordi (Lilford's wall lizard) is the source of this 24084-nucleotide messenger RNA. NCBI's taxonomy places the organism in Eukaryota, Metazoa, Chordata, Lepidosauria, Squamata, Lacertidae. The record is from the annotation of a GenBank genome assembly.
GCUUCCUGGUUUCCGUCCUCAGGUACAGAUCGGGAGAGGCGGAGUCUGCUUUUUCCUCUCCUGUGCCAAGGACCGGAGAGCGAAGGCAGGAGGGUGAGUCUCGCAGCCAGGCUGGUGCUUGGCUUUGCCCUAGACGAAGGACACUCACACAACGCGCCAUUACAAAGUGCCGGCCCCAUAUUGUGACCCUAACGCCUGCGCUCGGGAGAGUGUUUACACGGGAGAGUGGAGCCCCCUGUCGCUUUCACACCACCCGUUCGCCCCGUAAACAAUCUUGCACCGUUGGGACUCCUUCACUGAAACUUGCAAGAGGCUUCUCUGAAGUUUGUAUCUCCGGUGUAGUCAGUUUCGGUUCCUGUGCAAUUUUGAGCACCGGAUAAAUGCUCCCCCUCUUUGGCACAAGGGUACAAGUCAUCCGGCUUUGAGAGAGAAAGAGAAAGCGUGUGUGUGAACAGAGAGAGAAAGAGAAAGAUCAGCAAGGCUUUGCCCUUCUUUCGGUCCUGGCGUCUUGCUCCCUUUCCUCUCUGCAAAGCUGCCCGUCGAGGGCUGAAUGCCGCGCUGUGACAUUUGAAUCGGGGCUUGCAAGCAGGGCCGGAUUUAGGUUUGAUGAGGCCCUAAGUUACUGAAGGUAAUGGGGCCUUUUAUAUGUCCAGCUGUCCUUUGCCAACUACAAAUUGUCGCUGGGUUUUUUGUGUUGAAUAUAUGCUAUAUGGUAAUUGAUGGACCUAAUAGGUAUCGAAAGCCAUUUGCACAUAACAAAAUAUGUAUUUUAUCAAAGUAAUUGUUGAACUGAAAUACAAUUAAGAAGUACUGUCAUACCCCGGGUUACAGCCGCUUCAGGUUGGGUUUUCUCGGGUUGCGGACCGCCAAAACCCAGAAGUACCAGAAUGGGUUACUUCCAGGUUUCAGCGGUCACGCAUGCGCAGAAGCCCUAAAUCGCGCUUUGUGCAUGCGCAGAAGCACCGAAUCGCAACCCGCGCAUGUGCAGGCACGGGUUGCAAACACUGCAGGUUGCAAACAUGCAUCCCGCACAAAUCACAUUCGCAACCCAAGCGUCCACUGUACAGUGGUGCCCCGCAAGACGAAUGCCUCGCAAGACGGAAAACCCGCUAGACGAAAGGGUUUUCCGUUUUUGAGUUGCUUCGCAGGACGAAUUCCCCUAUGGGCUUGCUUCGCAAGACGAAAAUACCUUGCGAGUCUUGAGAUUUUUUUUUUGCUUUUCCCCCCCUUUAUCUAAUCUGCUAAGCCUUUAAUAGCCUUUAAUAGCCUUUUAGCAGCUAAUCCCCUAAGCCUUUAAGCCUUUAAUAGCCGCUAAACCGCUAAUAGCGCUAAUAGCGCUAAUCCGUCAAUGGGCUUGCUUCGCAAGACGAAAAAACCGCUAGACGAAGACUCUCGCGGAACGGAUUAAUUUCGUCUUGCGAGGCACCACUGUAUAUUAAUAGUGAAAUACAAUUCAGAAGAAGUAUAUUAAUAGUGAAAUAAUUAUUAAGCUAUUAAGGAGCCUAUGCAACACAAAGCACUGUUGCUGUAAGUAGGUUUUAUGUUAUUUGUUUUUUAUCUUAUAUUUUGGAAAUGUACAUCCAGUUUUCCCCCCUUAAAUUAUUUUGGGGGGGCCCCAAGAGAGUGGGGCCCUAAGCUAUAGAUCAGGCUUCCUCAACUUCGGCCCUCCAGAUAUUUUGAGACUACAGUUCCCAUCAUCCCUGACCACUGGUCCUGCCAAAAACAUCUGGAGGGCCGAGGUUGAGGAAGCCUGCUAUAGAUUGUUUAGCUUAUACGUUAAUACGGCACUGCUUUUAAGGCUAAACUCCAGAAACAGUAGCUUGUGGGCAGGGCGCUGCUGGAUGAGGCCUCCUACCCUGCUGCGUUGACUGGAAUCCAGGGGGAUUUCCUCAUAUGCUUUGCCUUUGGGAAGCAAUGACUUGCAGAGGAAAGAGGAAGCUGCCAGCAGAUGCCCCUGAGCUCAAACAGAUGAGUCCUGAGGCACCAGGACAGAGGCCAGCGCUUAAUGCAGUGCUCAGCUGAGAUCCAGCCUCUCAUACCAGGUAUGUGCGGGAGCUCCAGUCCUCUGGCUACACAGAAGGACAUAGGCAGCAGUGCUCAGUGGUGGGAUUUUGUCCAAGGAGGGCAGAGAAAUCAGGGAAAGGGCCAAGGGGUUCCAGGAGGCAAGCUUCAUCUGCCUAAAACUCUCAAAUCUGCCCUGAUAUCUCAAGCUGAAGAUCUCAUGCAGACACCGUGGCUAGUUCUCAAGUUUCUUGAAGCAUUAUAUUUUCAAUUCUUUGCAGGAAAAAACCAAGUCAAAGAGGUGUCUGUGAGGCAGGGCCCACCACGCCACAGUGUGUUCAGGCUAGACCCACACCCCACGGAUUCAGGAAGUAGGGAAUAUUCAUCUUAUAUGUAAGAGAAUCUUUAGAACUGGGACCUAUUCAACUUUUGCAUGCGAGCAUACGGAAAUUCAUGUAUCUGCACACAAGACUCGUUUUAGUACCAACUGUUUUGGCAAAGGAGAGAAACAGGUAGCAGUUGCUAUUGUGUGGCCAGCAUUUCUCAGGCAAAGCUAUGAGUAGAAAAGUGUGCUAGAUGGCUGGAGAGGAAUGGCAUGUUUGUUUGGCUUUCUAGAGCAAUUUUGGGAGUGGUGUUCUUGUUUUUCUCCUCCCACUCCAGAGUUGGUCCUGAGAAUAGAUGUGACUCUCUCUGUCUCUCCCUCUCUCUCAGACAUUAAAAGCCGUGUAAAAAUACGAUUACACAAAAUGCAUUUACAGUCUCUCUCUCUCUCUCUCUCUCUCACACACACACACAAAAUUUCCUUCCCCACUCCAUUCAAUUAUUAACAUGUGCAAAGGUGAGUGACUGGGUUUCACCAGCAGUCUGCUUUGUCAUAGUAUUCUUAGCUGUCCUGUAAGCAAUGUUGAAAAAAAAAUAAUUUUCAAGCAUGUGGGCAGGAGGCAGGAGGUCUGGGCCCCAGCACAAAAGACCCAAGGCUCAGGUCCCCUAGUCCACCUCUUCACCACAGCCCUGGGGGGUGGGCUUUAUGGGUGAACUGUAUGGAAAAAGUCACAGAGUUGCCUUAGAAAAGUGUAUGCCUACAUUUAAAGUAUGUUUAAAACACUUCUCUCUCUGUCCCCUCCCCAGAAUCCUGGGAAAUGUAGCUAUGUGAGUAUUAAACUAAAGCUCGCAUGAUUCUUAGGGGGGUGCUUUAAAUGUAUGGAGCAUACACAGCCUGGGAAAUGGGGGCAAUGUGUGGAGAAAGAAGCAGAAACAAUGUUAGCUGUAAGCAAAUGGCUGUAUUGUGGGCUGGGUAAGGCUACAGAAAAUACCACUAAAGUUGCAGAUGACAUCCUUGUGAAAGGCCUAGCCUGGGUCAAUUCUGGCCACUUGAAACUAGUUGCUUUAGUUCCUUGUGUAUUUAGGGAAGGAAUGAUUGCUCAGAAUCUUGGGUCCUUUCUGGAUGCAGGGAAAACGCACACCAGGUUUUUCCUUUAGCAUUGCAGUAGUGCUAGUCACCAUCAAAUGUCAUUAGCAUGAUAUAUUGCCUCCCCGUGAGCAUGGUGGAGCAUUGCUGCAAGUAAUAGCCAACCAUGUGCAUAUUUCCCCCUGUUUGUUUGUUUGUUGCCCAGGGUUCACUGUGGUCUAAACCACUGAGCCUCUUGGGUUUGCCAGUCAAAAGGCCGGCAGUCCGAAUCCCCACAACAGGGUGAGCUUCCGUUGCUCUGUCCCAGCUCCUGCCAACCUAGCAGUUCGAAAGCACGCCAGUGCAAGUAGAUAAAUAGGUACUGUUGUAGUGGGAAGGUAAACAGCAUUUCCAUGCGCUCUGGUUUCCAUCACGGUGUUCCGUUGCACCAGAAGUGGUUUAGUCAUGCUGGCCACAAGACCUGGAAAGCUGUCUGUGGACAAAGGCUCCCUCAGCCUGAAAGCAAAAUGAGCGCUGCAACCCCAUAGUCGCCUCUGACUGGACUUAACUGUCCAGGGGUCCUUUACCUUUAACCUUGCUACCCUUGGGCUCAGGGGAUUAAAAAAGGCUCUCCACCCCUCUCCUUAUGAAUGGUUGUUUACUUUGUAGGCAAGCUGAGGCAGAGCUAUGGCCAGCGGCAAAGAGAUUCUUCGUGUGGUCAAGGACUUAAAGAGUAAGUGCACAUGAUUUUCUUAUGUGCUUCUUCCCUUUCCUCCAUGUGAGCGCAUGCAUACAAAGCAUGAUCUGGGGGUGUUUCCCCUCUUGUGUUGACUAUCAUUUGCACCUCCAAAUCUCUGGGUUCCCCAAUGCUUGCAGAUAUCUCCCUCUUGUUUCCCAGAGGUGCUAUUUUGGCUAUAAACCUAUUGUCCUGCCCUGCAUUACAGGGCGUAGUAGGGUAGCAGGGCUGGAACAUUUAACGCUUUGGAAUGUGGCUUAAUUGCACCCCUUUCUUUAUCUAGAUACUGUGACCAAGUUAAACAAAAACUACCAGGAGCAGGGACUACCGGUGACAGACGGGACUCGGGAGCUGCAACAAUUCUGUGCCCAGCUGGAGUUCCUGUUGCAGGUAAGGCACCUCUAACAGACUUGGGUUGAUGAUGUGAUAGUAGCAGACAUCGUGUGAACUGCAGCUUAAGUUGGUGCACCCACAAAGUCUGCAGCAUUUGACUCAUUCUGCCCCGCUCUGGUGCUGCUCUUCCCACAAACCUUUUCUGCAUCCUGUAGCAAAGUGCAGGUGAUCCUUGAGGUUGUGUCAUCUUAAGCUGUGUGAUAAAUAUCCGAGAGGGCAGGUUUUUGUUCGUUUCUAUUUUUUCUGUGCUGCAACUGCAGCCCAUUAAUACGAACCCAAAGGGCCUAACUUAGUUAGCUAUUAUUGUUCUUUCAAAAGCAAAUGUAUGCCCUGCCCACACAGUGCAGUCACAACGCUCGGAGCAGCUUACAAGAAGGUCAGAGCACAUGGCAAGCCCUGCUGGAUCAGGGCAAAGGUCCAUCCAGUCCAGCAACUUCUUCUAACCAUAGGCAACCUGAUGCCCAUGGAAAACCUGCAGGCGGGACCGGUACGCAGCAGCAGUCACCCUGCUUGCAAUUCCCAGCAGCUGGUUUUCUUUUUUCUUUUUUUAAAUGAUAUUUAUUAAAAGUUUAACAAUUACAGAAAAAAGGAAAACAACACAAAAUUUAACAAGACAUACAUUACAAUACAUAAAAAGGAAACCAUGAAAAAAAUACAACAAUAUAACAAAAAAGAACACUAAAAAUCCAAUAUUCCAUAUCUUUAUCUUUCAUUUACUUGUUUCAUCGACCUCCUCACACCUCCCUUUUUGUAUUCUAGUUCAAUUAAUUGUUUCAGCAAAUUCUUUCCAUCUUUCUCAAUUUUUGUUCUAUAAUUUAUCUUAACAGUCUAACCUAUUUAUUAACUCAGCAAAUCCUUUCCAUCUUUAGCUGUAUUCUAUCAUUAAAUUACCUUAAUUUAUUUUAACCUUAUCUUACCAUAAAAAGCCUUAAAACUUAAAACUUAAUACUUAUUUAUACAUAACUCCUUAUAUCAUUUCUACUAAAGCCAAGUAGUUUCAUUCCAACAUUUUUCCUAACACUCAUUAAUUUUACACUAAUUCUCAAAGUGAAUUUUUUAAAAACUUUCUUCCAAUCUUCAUCCAACGUCUCUUCUUCCUGGUCUCGGGUUAUGUCAGUCCUUUCUAUCCAUUCCAUCUAGUCCAUCAACCUGGUGAUCUUCUGUCCGAGGCUCUUAAGCCUUUUCCAUGUCCCUUCUGCAGAUCUUCUUCUUGUUUAUACCUGCACUUUACUUUGUCUUUUGCUGAUCUUAUUCUUAAUUUCCUUCCUUUCUCAUUGAGGAGUAGGUCUCGGGGAGACUCCAACCUAACCAUAUCUCCCUCCCCCCUCGGCAGGUCAGCCCAUUCUCCGCAGUCAGCACUGUAAUCCAAAAAAUAUUUAUAGGCAUGUUUCAAAGUCCCUCCAAAGUUAAGAACCCCCACAACUCCAGACUCCCCCUGGCCCAAAACCAUAUCCCAAAAGCCGAGACAUCCCUGCAUAGGGGGGUCCAUCCAACUUCCCAUCUCCAAACCAAACAGUACUCCAUCUCUCCAAAUCUGACUUUCUCCAGAUUCAGUCGUCAAAGACAGCAACUUAUGUUCUGACAAGGGCUCGGGUCUCUCCAUUUGUGUUACUUGAGGUUCAACAACAACCUCCUCCAUUAUCUUCUGCACUUGCCCUGUCAAAGCAGAUUCCUGGGUUGGUUCCUGAGUGGUUUCUAUAUAAGUAUUCACUGUUUGUCCAAAAUUACUGACUGCAACAGUCAUCAAAUCCAUCUUCUCAUGCAGCUGCUCCAACAAAGCACUUGCCUUGCAAAAAGCAAGCACCAAAACUUCUUCUAAGCACAUUCUUAUCCAAGGUCAAAGUCUAGUCUCACGAUCCUUAAUCUCCACAGCUGUGGAAUUCCCCAGAUCGACUCCAGCAACAGUUUAACAAGCUCCCUCUAGAGGAGACAAUUUCUAUUUGUAUCCAUCUUUUGAAAGCAGGUCCAGCAAGAAAAAAAAAAUUUAAAAAAAAUACUUUCGUUUUUCAAAUUUUUUGUUUCUUUUAAAUGCAAAAGGCAACAUUGGAAUCAAUAUGUUUCUCUUUUUUAACUAUCUGUCAAAAGACGUUUCAUUCACAGUCGAUGAACUUCCCCAAAACGUCUGUCUCUGACACCCCGUUCCCAGGUUCGAGACGGUGGAAAUUUAUCUUUCUUUACUCUCUCUCCUACAGGUUUAAACAAUUUAAGAUUCCCCCCCUCUUCUCCUGCUUCCAAGAGGGGUUUUGGUAAUUUUAACUGAAGGAAAUUUAGUCCUUUAUAUACGACUUUCCAGACUUUAGCUUGCAAAAUUUUUGCUUCAGUCUAUUUACAAAAGCGGAAGGCGGACUUCCUGUUUAGAACCUUCCCGCUUUGGUGCCAAAUUGAAAUGUUUCGUAGUCCAAUUUUCCGUUCUACUCACGGGUAGUUGUUUAGAGUCCAAUUGUCCACAGGAAAAAGUCAGCACUCUCCGGCAACGGCUGUGCGGCUUCACUCCAUAAAAGUAGCAGUCGAUUCAAAACACCGCGCCACUCACCCCACUUCGCUUCGGGUCCCCUAAAAAGGGUUUCCCCGCGAGUAGGGGAGGCGCUCUUGGUGUCAGCCGAAUCCCACGUUCCCAGGCUUCCUCCGCCUGGGAUUUUUGAAGGGUCUCCACCUUCGCCGCGGCGGCAAGACCCGAUUUUCGCGGAGCGGGUUCCUCUCGGUCAGAGGAACUCCGCCAUUGCCGAUGGCGCUAACCCGGAAGUCUCCCAGCAGCUGGUUUUCAGAGGCAAGUCAACAAUUUAAAGCAGUAAAACAUCCACAUGAACAAACCUGGACCCUAAGAUCUUGGGAGGCUUGAAAGUGUGAUGGGUGGCUACUGUGAAAAGGGCCUUUUUGGUGGAUGCCCCUCCCUAGAGAGACUGGUCUUGAGCCUAUCUUAGCCUCUUUCCAGUGGCAGGGGAAGUCUUCUUCAUUUUCUCAGGCUUCUUGGAUCCAUACACUUUUAAGCCAUGGAACCUUGCAGUGGUGUUGCUCUGUAUCCCCUUCUGUUGUUUUACUGGUGGCAACUGAAACAUUUGUGUAACUUCUUGUUGCUUUAUUGAUUGGUGUUGCAUUUUAAUUGGGGGGUUUUAAAUAUACAGUGGUAUCUUGGUUCUCAAACUUAAUCGGUUCUGGAAGUCUGUUUCAAACCAAAGUGUUCCAAAACCAAGGUGCGCUUUCCCAUAGAAAGUAAUGCAAAAUGAAUUAAUCUGUUCCAGCCUUUUAAAAACAACCCAUAAAACAGCAAUUUAACAUGAAUUUUUCUAUCUAAUGAAACCCUUGAUCCAUAAAAUGAAAGCAAUAAACAAUGGACUGCAAUCACACAAUCAAUCAGUAGCUGAACUGGGUUCCACACAGUCACAAAAACACAAAAAAGAGCCGCAAAAACAGACAGACCUCAGCGUAACACUCAAAAUGGAAGCGUAACACUCAAAACUGAGCACGUUCGGCUCCUGAUAAAAGUUCGCAACCUGGAACACUUACUUCCGGGUUUACAGUGUUUGGGUUCCAGGUUGUUUGAGUACCAAGGUAUUUGAGAACCAAGGUACCACUGUAUAUAAUUUUAUUAAGUUUUCUGUUUUACAAUUUAAAAUACUCAUUUUACAUCCUUAGGAUAUCAGUGACUUCCCUUCUUCUCUUUCCAUGAUUCAUUUUACAUACCAUAAAUCCCUGCAUAUUUUACAAAAAAUAUACAGUGGUACCUCGGGUUACAGACGCUUCAGGUUACAGACGUUUCAGGUUACAGACUCCACUAACCCAGAAAUACUACCUCGGGUUAAGAACUUUGCUUCAGGAUGAGAACAGAAAUCGUGCAGCAGCGGCACAGCGGUAGCGGGUGUCCCCAUUAGCUAAGGUUAAGAACAGUUUCAGGUUAAGAACAGACCUCCGGAAUGAAUUAAGUUCUUAACCCGAGGUACCACUGUAUACCAUUCAGUAUUUCAUUAUCACAUUCAUCAAAACUUGUUUACACUGUUGAAUUUAUCUUAAUGCUGCCAGCAUUUUCAGCAUGUUGCAUUUUAUUUGUUGGGUGUGGGAUACAAAUACUACUGCAAAUGAGUAAAUAAAAAUUAACAAUGCCAUUAUCUUUGCUUUCCCUCCACUCUGCUUGGUCAUUAUAGUAUGAUCUGAAAGAAAAGAGAAAUCUCUUUGGGCAAAGGAAAGAUUACUGGGACUUCCUAAGCCGAAUCCUGACCAGACUGCACAGUGGUGUUCAUGCAGGGGUGCAACAUGUCACCUCCCUCGACAAAGUAAGAUUGGCUGAUGCUAUUAAUGGUAUCGUCACUAUUAUUUAUUCAAUUUGUUACUCAUCCUUCACUAUGUGGUUCCAGGGCAGGUUACAACCAUUUUAAAAUACAAUGCGAAAAACAGUUAAAACAGUCAAGAGAAUGGGGUGGGUCCUCAAAUUUGCAUCUUGAGUUGUCAGAGGCCAGAGCUGCAUCUUCAGUGUAUGACAAAAACUACACAAUAAAUGUUCCAGAUGCAUCUUUGAGGGGAUAAAUUUCCACAACUUGUGAGCAUUGGGGGCAGGAAUGGGUACAUGUGUAUACACAAGGGCCACAGAAGGAAAUGGCUAUAGACCGAUUUCUGAAGACAAAUGGAUUACAGAAAAUAUCCCAAGAAAGUAAGUUAAUGCUGAAUUAUAAAAUAUCUGAACAGGAAGUAGAAGGUGCCAUUCAAAAUAUGCAAUUAGGCAAAUCUCCAGGACCGGAUGGGCUGACUUCUAGAUAUUAUAGAUCUUUGAAAGAGUGGUCAUUACAACCUUUAAAGGAAGUCUGCAAUGAAAUAUUGGAAGGGAAAAGGGCACCAGAGUCUUGGAAAGAGGCGUACAUUACACUUAUACCGAAGACAGAGACUGAAAAGACUCAGCUUAAGAACUACCGCCCCAUAUCGUUACUUAAUGUGGAUUACAAAAUUUUUGCAGACAUUUUGGCCAAGAGAUUGAAAAAAGUAUUGAUGGAAGAGAUUCAUAAAGACCAAGCGGGCUUUCUCCUGGGAAGACACUUGUCCGAUAAUUUGAGGAAUAUAAUUGAUAUUUUGGAAAAACUAGAAGUGAACAUAAAUACUAAAACAGUUUUGAUAUUUGUGGACGUGGAGAAAGCUUUUGACAAUAUCUCUUGGAGUUUUAUGAAGAAGAACCUACAGGGGAUGGGGGUAGGCCAAGGUUUUGAAAACGGUAUAAGUGCAAUUUAUUCAGAACAAAAGGCUAAACUAAUUGUAAAUAAUGUGGUGACGGAAGAAUUUAGGAUAGAAAAAGGGACAAGACAAGGUUGCCCAAUUUCCCCAUUGCUUUUUAUAUCGGUCCUGGAGGUUCUGCUGAACAUGAUUAGAAGGGACCGGUUGGUUAAAGGUAUACAGGUCGGAGCCAAACAGUACAAAUUGAGAGCAUUUGCAGAUGACUUAGUAUUGACGUUACAGGAGCCAGAAUCUAGUACCAAAAGAGUUUUAGAACUGAUUCAAGAAUUUGGUCAAGUUGCAGGAUUUAAGUUGAAUAAGUUAAAGACCAAGGUUUUAGAGAAAAAUUUAACACCAAUGGAGAGAGAGAGGUUUCAGAAUGAGACAGGUUUAACAGUGGUUAAGAAAGUUAAAUACUUGGGGAUUAACAUGACAGCAAAAAUGGGAAUUUAUUUAAAGACAACUAUGAAAAAUGCUGGGCUGAAGUGAAAAAGAUUUAGAAAUUUGGUCAAAUUUGAAGCUUUCACUGCUGGGCCGUAUUGCUGCGGUAAAAAUGAAUGUAUUGCCUAGAAUGUUGUUUUUGUUUCAAACACUGCAAAUUGUGGACAAAAUGGACUGUUUCAAGAGGUGGCAGAGAGAUAUUUCUAAAUUUGUCUGGCAGGGCAAGAAGCCUAGAAUAAAAUUUAAAAUAUUAACAGAUGCAAAGGAACGAGGUGGAUUUGCCCUGCCAGACUUUAAACUUUACUAUGAAUCAGCAGCUUUUUGCUGGUUGAAAGAAUGGUUGCUUCUUGAAAACACUGACAUUUUGGAUCUAGAAGGGUUCAACAAUGUAUUUGGAUGGCAUGCAUAUCUGUGGUAUGAUAAGGUCAAAGCACAUAAAGCAUUUAAAAAUCACAUUGUCAGGAAAGCAUUGUUUAAUGUCUGGAUAAGAUACAAGGACUUAUUGGAAAAUAAAACUCCAAGGUGGUUGUCACCGAUGGAAGCAAAAGCUCUGAAAAAGCUCAAUAUGGAGGCCAAAUGGCCGAAAUAUUGGGAAAUUUUGGAACAAGACGGAGAUAGACUGAAAUUGCAGAGUUUUGAGAAAUUAAAAAACAAAGUGCGAGAUUGGCUUCAUUAUUAUCAGAUAAUGGAGGCAUAUAAGUUGGAUAAGAAAAUUGGUUUCCAGGUGGAAAAAUCAAAAUUAGAAACAGAACUAUUAGAACCCAAAACUAAGAUUUUGUCAAAGAUGUAUAACUUGCUGUUGAAAUGGAAUACUCAGGAUGAAAUGGUGAAAUCUGCUAUGAUUAAAUGGGCACAAGAUGUUGGACAUAACAUAAUGAUGGCUGACUGGGAACAGUUAUGGACCACAGGUAUGAAGUUUACGGCAUGUAAUGCCUUAAGAGAGAAUAUUAUGAAAAUGAUAUACAGGUGGUACAUGACCCCAGUCAAGCUUGCAAAAAUUUAUCAUUUGCCCGAUAACAAAUGUUGGAAAUGUAAAGAAACUGAAGGUACAUUCUUUCACCUUUGGUGGACGUGCCCAAGGAUUAAGGCUUUCUGGGAAAUGAUAUACAAUGAACUGAAAAAGUAUUUAAAUAUACCUUCUUGAAAAAACCAGAGGCCUUUCUCCUGGGCAUAGUCGGUCAAUUGGUGCCAAAGAAGGAUAGAACUUUUUUCAUGUAUGCCACAACAGCAGCAAGAAUACUCAUUGCAAAGUAUUGGAAGACACAAGAUCUACCCACUCUGGAAGAAUGGCAGAUGAAGUUGAUGGACUAUAUGGAACUGGCAGAAAUGACUGGCAGAAUCCGAGACCAGGGAGAAGAGUCGGUGGAAGAAGAUUGGAAGAAGUUCAAAGACUAUCUACAGAAAUAUUGUAAAAUUAAUGAAUGUUAGAACGAUGUUGGAUAGAAAUUAAGUGGUUUCCAGCUGUAAUGCUUUAAGGGAAUAUGAAAAAUGGGUUGUUAAGAGGUAAAAAUCUAACGUUACUAUUUUAAGACCAAAGAUUAGGACAAAUAAAGAGGGUAAGGAUUUGCUGAACCAACAAACUGAACUGGAAUACAAAAAAGGGAGGUAUGAGGAGGUCCGGGAAACAAGCAAAUGAAAGAUAAGUGAUUGAAAGAUUGAAUUGUUUUUAACUAUUUUUAUUUUGUAUUUUCCUUUUUCCUUUUUCUAUUUUGUAAUAUUUUGAAAAUCCUAAUAAAUAUCUUUUUUUAAAAAAAGGAAUGGGUACAUGUGAAGAAGUGGGGAAGGAGAAAGGGGGACAUGGGCAUAGCCAGGGGGCAACUGUCCCCCCAAUCAAGUAAAUAAAGAAAAAUACUUAACAAGCCAACCAAUUGCAUCACAGAUAACUUGGUUCUGUCCCCCUAACAUAAAGCCUGCCCCCCCAGCUACGCCCAUGUCUCCCUUUCUCCUUCCCCAGUUCUUCACAUGUACCCAUUCCUGCCCUCAAAAUAAAUCCUGGCUACGCUCCCCACCCAGAGGUACAAUGUGAUGGCACUGUCUCUUGUCAACAGGGUCUGCCUGAGGCAGUGCUUCUCAUUGGAAGGAGAUCCUGCAGAGCAGGGACCAGGAAUCAGGGAGAUGCUGCACAUCAUUUGUUCUAGUGAUCGAAAGGAUGCUCAUAUUAACAAGGGCAAACAGCCCUUAGGGGUUAUUUGAAAAGGGAGCCUCUCCUAAAUCUGGUGCCUUGGGCUGGGUGUGGCUGAUGGGAGUUGUAGUGCAAAACAUUUGGAGGGCACCAGGUUGGGGAAGACUCAAGUGUGCCUUACACCUGGGCUGUUCACAUAUUCUUUCACAUCUUACUGUGCUUUAUGCAAAACUAAUUUAAGAAUACAGCACUGUUUUUCAAUGUUAAGAGCCAUACACCCAUAGCAGGAUAGCUCAGUUGAUACUGGGAUAGCUCAGUUGGCAGAGCUUUAGACUCUUAAUCACAGAGUCGUGGGUCUGAGCCCCACACUGGGCAAAAGAUUCUUGCAUUGCAAGGGGUUGGAUUGAAUGACCCUUGCCGUCCCUUCCAACUCUACAGCUCUGUGUUCUAUGUUUGUUAUCUACAAUUAAGCACAUGGACAUGUAUUUCUUAGUGGGCUGUUUUUAAUGAACCACUAAGGAUUGCAUAGCAGCAUAUAUAUUAGUAUAAACAGUAUAUAAAAGAACUGCUGAAUAAUCACAGGGAAAUCAUGCCGUAUUUUCAGGGCUGGCCCUAGCAUUGGGCAGUGUGUGGUGACCGCCUCAGGCAGCAAAUGCAGAGGGGCAGUGGGCAUAGCCCUUUGGUUGUUCCUCUUGAACCCCAAACCCAGAAUUUAUGCCAGGCCAGAUGGGGUAGAGAUGGUGUCAAUAAAGAAUCACCUAAUGAAUAUGGCAACUCUUGAAGGCUUUCCCACCUUUGAAUGUGAAUCUGUUUCCCUUGGUAGCUGAAAACAGCCGUGGGGAAGGGCCGUGCUUUCAUUCGUUAUUGCCUGGUCCAUCGGCAGCUGGCGGAGACCUUGCAGCUUUGUUUCAUGGAGCCAGAAGUCAUCAGGUAAGAGCUUGAAGGUGAAAGUGGCAUGGCAAUGGGAGAGGAAGCUUGCAAUGCAGGAAAACAAGGUCGCACACUAUCCUCAUAUAGUGCAAAGGAAGAGGGCAGAACGAUGGGGAAGUUGGGAUAGCACAGGGAUCUCCAAGGUGACACUUGUGGGCACCACAAUGCCCUGAGAUGCACACACACACACUCCUGGUAGCUGCCAAGGCUCUCUGUCCCUCCCAGUUUUUUAUUCUUCAAAAUAGUAAGACUUCUAUGGCUUAGAGAAAGUUGUCAGGUGGUUGUUGUUGUUAUUUUCCAUUCAUUCAUUCAUUUAAGGAUUUAUAAACCACCUCCCAAUAAAUGUUUCUGAAACAGAAUGCAACAUAUCUUAGUAAAAAUGGAAUAUAUAAAACAUUUUUAAAAACAAACUUUAAGAUAACUGCAUUACAAAAUUAUGUAUGCAUUUAUAUGGGCCAGCUUCUUUUCUAUCUCUGCGUUAUUUGUUUUGAGGUUCAUGUAGGUAUUUUUCCCGUCCUUGCUGUCGUCGUUUGGCUUGGGGUGGGGGAAGGUUUGAGCAUCGCCAGUUUUCCUCUGUGAGAUGAGCAUUUUGUGGCACCCAGGACAUUUUCUUAGAUUUCCAAAUGUGCACCUGGGCCCCUAAAGGUUAGAGUCCCCCAACACAAUGAGUUUGUUUAAAGUCUCUGCUAUGUAUGUAUUUAUGGUUUGCUCUUUGCAGUGAGUGGUACUACGCACGCAGCCCUUUCUUGGAUCGAAAGCUGUGGACGGACAUCUUGGGCUUCCUCUAUGAGCUGGAUGGCAUGGCCUUUCACCUGGCCCUGCGCAGAGGAGACCUGGAUGCUGCGUGGCCCGUGGUCUCUGAGUGAGUAGCAGGCGCUGCGUAUUUUCCAUGGAUGCAGAUACAGCCUCCCCACUCUGAGCUUUCUGAGUAAGGCAGUCAAAGGAAGUGGGCGAGGGGAGGGGCUUUGUUGCAUGUUGUCACCAGCAGAAGGUGCUCUUCCCUCCUCAAAAGUUUUCACACCAGAGCAUUUGGUUCAGGUCUUGUUCUGCCACUGCUAAGCUUCUGUUAUUUUGCAGGCGGCUUCACAGCAUAAAGCCACGGAAGUGGUAAACCUCAUAGAAACAGAAAAAAGUACUGAGAUGCAAGCUCUGCACUAAUAGAAUCAGUUCAUCAAACUAAAACAGUGAAAACAGCCAUACAAAUGCUAAAAAUAACAAAACAAUUUCAUAAAAUUGGCCUUCCAUAAAUGACUGGGCUACACCUCCAGGAAAGCCUUCCUAAACAAAAAUGUCUUCAUUUAUGCACCUAAAUAUCAUCAUGGGAGACACCUGUCUGAUUUUGGUUAGUAAUUGAUCCCAGAGAGCUGGAGCUGCCAAAAGCCCACUUUCUAGUACAGGCUAAGUGUAUCUCUGGAUGCUAAUACUGAUAUCAUCAGCAUCCUUGCAAAUCCGCUGCUUUGAUCUCUUCCAGAGUUUUGCCACGAUGUUCCAACCCAGCUGCUAUGCACUCCCAGCAGAAGGAAGCAUCCUCUGAGGUACAUAUUCCCCACUUCCUUGCCUAGCCCGUUGCAAAAUACUUCCUGCCCUAAGACCCCAGCAAUGAUUUUGGAUCACUGGUGUACCUUGAGAGCUUUUCCUUUCCCUGUCAUGAAAAUGGAUCUAGAACCUGCAACCCCUUCCCAGCCCAAACACAGGAGGGCUGUGGUGGUCACUUGUUCCCCUUCCUGGUUUAGGAAAACGUGUCUUGGUGGUGGUAUGGGCUGUAGCCAAUCAACACUCUCUACAGCUGGCUUUUCCUCACCUCAGAUGUGCAGAGCCAGUUUUGUGGAGCUCACACUAAGAGAGGAAAGGGUACAUUUGUAUUAAACACUGUGGGGGCACUUCAAAACCUGUCCUCAUUACUUUACAAAUGUUGUGUCUGUCUUUAUCUUACCUCGCAUUAAAAAGCGAGGGAGCUCCUAACUUUGCAAACCUUAGAUUGUUGUUCAGCCUCUUGUUCACUUUUUUCAUUCACAGUAGUUUAGAGGCCUUUAUUCCUGGCUGUGAACCAACUUUUGAAUCUAGCACCCAUUGAUAAUACUCUAAUUUCCUAGGAUCCAGCCUGAUCCCAUCACUCUGUACCAAACAAUUUAUGUGUUUGUUGACCAUAGGUUGGGAACUCAAACAGAGACUGCGGGAACCACCAAGGGGCCACCAAAGUUCAUGAGAGCUCGCCAAGAACCACUAGUGACCAACAUGCUGUUGAGCCAACUGCUGAUGAUCGACUCAGUGCUGGGCUGGAAAACUCUAUGGAGAAAUGGGUUGGGAUCUGGAGAAGCAGGAAGAACAGUCUGCUGCAGAUGGGUGCUUUCUUGAAGCUGAGUCAUUUUAUGGAAGCGGAUCCAGCUGCUGGCAAGGAGGUGCAGAAGGGAAAUGGUGAGCUGCAGACCCAAGUGGAGAAGCUGAGCAAGGAGCAGCCAGGAAGCAUCUCUUCCAUCGAGGAACGGUGUUCCCUGCUUCAUCAGACAGAUCACUGCCUGUGUGGAAAGAUGGAGAGUCCACCUACUGAAGGUGACACCAAGUGGAAGCAGGACUUCAAAACACUGAUGUGGGAGCUUGCUGCUUUGCGGCAAAAAUUGGCCCAGCAACAAGAGGAGAAUGCAUCUCUGAGACUAGCCCUUUUGGAGGAAAACCAGCUUCUGAAAGAGGAGCGGGCAAAACAUGAGCAGCAACACAAGGAGAAGAUGGAUGAGCAGGAAAAACAGCAGCAGGAGUUGGCCAAAACCAUCAAGGCCCUCAGGGAGGCAGAGGACAAGGUUGCCAACCUGACUAGCGAAUGCCAGGAGGCCUGGUCCAAGAGAGAUGCCGCCGAGAGGUCUCUAGAGGAGGCAGAGCAAAGGCUGAGUUCUCAGGAGGCAGAGAGGAGGAAGCACUUGGCAGACAUUGAGGCCCAAGAGUUAAGGCGCCAGCAGCUGGUCUCUCGGUGUCAGGGCCUACAGGAGAAGCUGAAGGCAUGCGAAGAGAGCUUGGAGAAGUGGGAAGCCCAAGCGGUAGCUUGGAAAAGCCAAGGUGGCCAGCUGGGAAUGAAUGAGGAGCAGCCAGAAGGCAUGAGCUGCAGGCCAGCAGAAAGGGAAGAACAUCCAGUCAUGUUGGAAUGGGGUCCUCUAAAGGGGAAACUGGAGAGGAGCCUUGCUGAGAUACAGGUACUAGAGAGGGAGAAGGAGACUCUUAUGGAAACUCUGGUGUCCCAGGAGAAAAGUCUGGUGUUUUCAAAACUAGAGGUUCAGGACCUUCAGAAGGAGCUGUCGGCAUGUCAGGAGCAUGUUGCCACUCUCCGGACAUCUCUGGAGGAGCAGGAGAAGGCCCUAAGGGUCAAGGAAGAAGCAGCUCAGGGUUUGCAAAGAGAGUUGAAUAGCCAGUUGGCCCAGCUACAGGAUGCCCUGGGGAAAAACACUACGCUGGAGGCUCAUUUAGAGGAAGCGGCCAGCAAGAAGUCUCAGCUGGAAGCUCAAGCUGUUGAGGAGCAGGCCAGGCAUGAAAGGACUUUGCAGGAAUUAGGGAACCAGCUGGGAACUUUUGAAAAGGAGGUGGCCAUACUGCAAGAGGAGAGGCAGCAGCUGUGGGCCACCUUGCAGCAAGCCGUCAAAGAAAGAGAGGCCUUGGCAAUGCAAGCUGAGAGCAUGGCUUCUGCUCUGGACGGACGGACGCAGGAGGCUACACAGCUUCGGAACGAGCUGGAGGAGCUCAAGGCCACCAGCAAAGCACAACAGACAUCCUUGCAGGAGACAAAUGAAGUAGUGGCCUCAGCCCUCAGGGGAGAGUGCCUACAGCUGAGAAAUCAAGUGGAGCAACUGGAGCAGGAGAAGAUGUGGGCCACAAACAUUGCGGAGCAACUGAGUGAAGACUUGGAGCAGGGCUGGGAAUGGCCCAGGGAGGAAGGUGCUCUACAGAGGACAUGGCCUCCUUCUGUCACUGUGCUGGACUUGGCCUGUGGGGCCAGAGAUGAAAAGGGCAGUGACCUGGUCAGGAAGAGGGGCAUUGCUGAGGAAAACAGCCAUGGAGGAGCAGGGUCACGGCCAAUGAACACAGAGUUUCUUCAGGUCGAUGGGCUGCAAGAUGCGGCAAGUCCUGUCAAGAAAGGGGCCAGUGCUAAGCCUAGUGCAGAAGCCCAUGGGAAGGUAAGGGACUCAUGUUCCAUGUACAAUGUGAAGAUACAUGAUAGUUGAGAAAUGGUGUGCUACUGAUCCUGACCAUAUGGAGGCACUUGCCUGCAACUGGCAUCCCUCUUCUCCAGUGAGAGAAAGUCUGCGGAAGGGGUAGCCAAUGUGGUGGCCUCCAGAAGUUGUUGGACUCCAACUCCCAUCAGCCCCAGCCAGUGUAGGCAGUAGCCAGAGAUGCUGGAAGUUGGAGUCCAGCCACAUAUGGUGGGCACCAUGUUGACUAGCUCACAUGUAUGGCAAGUCAAAAUAACUAUGAAGUUUGAGUUUUAUAUGUCAUGUGCUGAACUUUUAAAUUUGGGGUGAAUCUAGAGUUUCAUCUAGGACUCAGAUUUUAGGCAAUCCUCAAAUUUAUGUGACAAAACUUGAAUUUCAGUACUCAAAUCUGGAAAUUGAAACUAAACAUUUGGUCUCUAAAAACCAAUCCCCUAAUUCUGAUUUAUUUUUUCAAAAAUAAAAUCAAACCGUUAACUUAAAAGCAACGUUUUUCUGCAGCAUUAUUUCAAGGGGGGAAAAAAACAUUGGAGACAGGAACAAACAGUGUGUGUAUCAGAAAAAAGUAAAACCAUUUUUUCUAUGCAAAGUCCUGGUGUGCUGGUGAAGCUCCAGGCCAGAAAGUAUUGUGAGCAAAAAUAUAGGCUCAUUUAGAGUGCUGGGCAAAAAAAGCAGCUAAGUAAGUUCUGGAGUUUAGCAGUCCAUUACCAAUGGCAUUUUCUGAAGGAGUGCUGCCCCAGCAACUUCAUUUUGCAGAUGCUGCUACAGCCUUGAAAAUGCAGCUGUCGAAUUUGAAGCCUUGGCAAUAACCCCACAGUUGCAUGCUCCUGGGUCUGUGUGAUCUCUCUAACUGGGACCCACUGAUUUUCUAUUGUGCUUCCCCCCCCCUACCUGAUUCCCCUCAGUGUCUAACUCACCAUCUGAAGAAAAUGACGGCUGAUGUGCAGCAAGCAAAGCAAAUGUUUGCUGCCAAGGAACAAACGAUGAUGCAGCUGAUGGAGCAGCUGAGCCGGUGAGAGCAUGAGCCUAUUUCAUUGGAUGGUAGGUUUAAGGGAAGGACUGUAGCUCAGGGAGAGAGGAGGUGCUUUGCAUGGAGAAGAGUUCAUAUCCCAUCUCUGGUAGGACUGGGAAGACCCCUGCCUCAAACCCUGCAGAACUGCUACCGGUCACUGCACUGAGAUAGAUGGACCAUUGGUUUGACUUGGUGUAAGUCAGUUUCCUGUGCUUCUAUAAAGCAGGGAUAGGGAAUUAGAUCUGGCCAGUCACCUGUCAAUCACCUGAUGUCAUAAAAUGUCAGGUGAUUCAGCUGCAAAGAAAGAAUUGUGAGUGCCCUUCGUGUGCUCCAGGUCCUGUGUUAAGGAAAUGCUGAAGAAAUCAUAUAUUAUCAAACUCCAGGAUUCUUUGAAACAGGCCAUUGCAAUUAAAGUGGUUCGAAACAACAGAUGUUCACAGUGUGUAUGUAUUCAGUAGUUUCCUUUCCUCCUGCUUAGGUCUCAGCAGGAAAAAGAACAGUUGCUGCUUUUGCUGGAGAAAAGCCGACAGGAAUCGGAAGAGAAGGAGAAGAGGUACAAAGGGGAGCUGUCAGAACAGGGGGAGACCAUUUGCAACAUGAAAGGAAAACUGCUGGAGUUACUACGGUGAGUAAACUGAGUCCAUGAGGAGCAGAGGAGAAGGGAGCCGCACUCCCUUCAUGCUGCUGGCUUUGGAAAUGCAGACUAGGCGACUGGGGGGGAGGGGACCCCACAAAGAUCAAAACACACUAGAUAAGCUAGAGACCAGCCAGAGUCUCAUCUUCCCAGCUGGAAUCCUCAGCUGCAGCGCAGUGAUAAAGAGCAACACACAUCCAAGCACCACAGAAUAGCAAUACAAAGCGUAGUAUUCAUUUUAUUAAGAUCAAUACAACUGCAAUCUUAUGUAUAGGUUCCUGGGAGUGAGCUGCAUUGGUACUCACUUCAAAUUGCAUAGGGUCAGCUUGUAAAACACAUUGAGUGCAUUUCUUGAAUUGACAAUGGGCUACAAGAGAUGAUCUAUAAUUCUUCAAAGGCUCCAUCUUUUGUCAUGGGCUGGUGGCGGUCAUUAGCUGCCUAUAGAGCUAGAAAAAGUAAAUUUCUCUGUCCUCCGUUUUCUUCUUCAGGGAAAAAGAUGCCCUGUGGCAAAAGACAGAAGGCAUUGCCUCCACAACAAUAUCCCCAGCUCCUCAGAACCCAGGGGUGUGUGUUCAGUGCAAAAAGGAUUUCAGGCUCAUGUCGCGCCGAUACCAGUGCAGGUAACGUCUGUCCUAUUAUUAUUGUUGUUGUUGUUAUUAUUAUUAAUUAAAUUUAUAUGCUGCCCAUUAUCCAAAGAUCACAGGGGCAGUUCAUAACAUAAAAAUACAAAAUGAGAACACAAAAUACAUGAUAAGAACAAGAACAAACCAAUAGCCCCUCUCCCACAAACACAUUUAAAAUGACAGGCUGUUUAAUUAGCCAAAGGACAGGGAAAAGAGGCUGCUUGGUUCAAUGUAAUGAAGGCGCCAGGCAAGCCUUCCCAGGGAGAACAUUCUACAAAUGGGGAGCCACUGUAUAAAAGAAAUAACUUGUGUGGAGGACCAAGUGUUCAGGGCUGGAUUUAGGUUUGAUGAGGCCCUAAACUACUGAAGGUAAUGGGGCCCUUUAUAUGUCCAGCUGUCCUUUGUCAACAACAAAUUGUCACUGUUUUUUGUGUUGAAUAUAUGCUGCAUGGUAAUUUAUGGACCUAAUAGGUAUCUAAAGCCAUUUGCCACUGUUGCUGUAUGUAGGUUUGUUUGUUUUUUUAUCUUAUAUUCUGGAAAUGUACAUCAAGGUGUUUUUUCUUUAAAAAAAUUUGAGGGCCCCAAGAGAGUGGGGCCCUAAGCUAUAGCUUGUUUAGCUUAUACGUAAAUCCAGCACUGCAAGUGUGUCAAGGAUAAACAGAACUUUAGCCAGGAAUUAUGCUUUUUCCUCCCCCUGUUCUGUUUUUCUGCCCUACUGGAUCCCACAGCAUGUGGGAAAAGGGGGCUGAACCAGAGAAUGGCCCUCCCCAGUGAAGAAUACCCCUACAGAUGGGUCUCUUUGGUCAAAGUGAGAAUGUGAAAGCAUCGAAUGACGGAACAUCCCAGUGUGUCCUUUUGCAUGCGGGGACUUCUGGAGAGAGCUGACGUAUAUCUCCGUUGGUAAUAUUAGAUAAGUUAUGCAUAUCGUUGAAGGGCACUCAGAUGCAAAAAGGGGUGAUCAUUUUUUGAGAUUUAGGCACCAUGCUUCUGUUACUACAGCCUCAAUUUGCAUUAGCUUUUUAGGCAGCUGCGCCACAGCUCAUAUUCAGUUUCUGAUCAACUCGGACUUUUCACCUGAAACAAGUGAAUAAGCACAUCAUAAAUUAAGUGGCAAUACCCUAAAACCACACUCUCAUAUCCUCUCCAUCUCAAAAGCCUCUUUUUGUAUCUUUUUCCUUGUACCAUCAUCCCAUAGUGUGAGAAAGCUAGCUGUCAACAAUUUCAGGUGCCCAGGCUGUGUCUCACGUGAUGUUUCCCAUUUCUCGUCAGUUGUUCCCAUGCUCGCUUGUGAAAACCACAAUGUCUUGUUUUGGAUCAUGACUUCUCCUUUCUGCAGCUGUUGUUACUAAUGAAGGGUCUCCAGCUCCCUAGCAGUUGAAGAGGGGUGAUGCAGUGGCAGGGCCUAAUUUGAUGGGACACACAUCCCCAGUCAGAUCUAUCAUCUCUCUACUUUUUAAACCUCCUGCCCUUGCCUUUAAAAACUUGUAUAAACUCUUUGUUUACAGGGCAGCUGGAUGCUCUGCAAGUUCAGUGCCGGUGACAUGCCAGCCACCUGCCAUCUUAUUGUGUCUAGAGGCAUCUAUAGACAGGCCCUGUCAAUGAUCCAAGAGGACCAGGCCACUUCCAGCUUUUGAGACCCCUAGUCAUAAUGUGUGUAGUGCAUUAUCAUGACUAUUCAGAGCAGGUUUGGAUUUUUAGCCCUGCCCUUUAUGUCAGGUUGUUACAGUUUGGGGAUAGAACUGGAUAGUGAACUUUAAAUAACAGCUUUGCUCUGCUUGCCAAAAUUGAUCAGGCCUGAAACGCACAGCAUAGGAUGCUUUCUUCGGAAAAAGGAAUGCAAGGAUAUAAAGAUAAACAAACAGACCAAAACCUGAGGUCUUCCUUUGCAAGGGAAUAUAUGGACAAAGAACCAGACCAAAAAUGAAAGUCCAAAACUUUGUUGCCUAACAAAAUGUUACACAGCUUUGGAUAUUCUCACCCUUGUGAAGAAAAACACUGUAAAGGAGAAAUAGAGAUUAAAGUGAAGGCAUUACUCAACCUAGCACACUAACCCUAAUACACACACACACACACACACACACACACACACACACACACACACACACCAAGGAGUGAGGAAGUAAGUACAUCCAGAAAAGAGUGUCCUGGCAAAGGAGCCUGAUAAAAUUAGGAAAAAUAAGUAAGGCAGGAGAAAGAAGUGCCAUGGUCACAUCUUUCCCAUAGAAUCCAUAAAGCCAACUGACUUGUGAAAACAGCAUUCUUCUCUGUCAAGAUCCAGAUUUAACUUGUCUUGAAAUUGUUCUCUCCACUUGCAUGGGAAUGUCCUCCAUUUGCAUAGGCCCACAGCUUCUGCAUUUUAAAAGUAGCAGAAUGCAGAUUGCUUGCAUCACAGUUCACACGCACAGCAAAUCUUGUUUGCUUCUUAGCCCUCUGUAAGGGAAAUCUCUCUCAUGCAGACACUCACAGAAAGGUAACUGUUCCAUUCUGGUUGCCCUGCUGUCACUAGAGCUAGAACUAUUUCUUAGCAAAUGUUGCUCUUUAAAGCUCACGACUUAAAUUUUCAGUCCAACUGGGUUAAAAACACUGCUUACUUAAUUUCAAAAAUAAAAGGACAGAACAGGAUUUGAGAGAUAUGAUACAUAUUUUUAAGAAGCAUUAUAUAAAGCAUAAGCAUACAUGUCGUUAAUAAACAUUAACAAAGUGGUUUCCUGUGCACACUCACUCUUUCGCUUUCUCUUUUUUUAAAAUAUAAUUUUUAUUAGUUUUUUUAACAUAUCAUUUUCAACAGUAAUUAAAAAUACUUUUACAUCUUAUUCAAAUUUUUGACUUCCAUCAAUCCUGUCUGAAAAUUUUCCAAUCUAAUCUCUCAGUAUGCAUUUCUUAUUCUCCCUAUUACAUUUCAAACUCAUAACCAAUAUCUCUAUCUUUUUAUACUUUGUAACACUUCGUAUAUUUCUCCUUACAAAACUUCUUGUAAUCCUACUAGCGUAAUUUGUUGAUUAUAGUUGCUCUUCAAAUAAUUCAUAUACUUCUUCCAAUCUUCUGUAAAUCUCUGGUCCCGCAGGUUUUGAAUCCUUCCUGUCAUUUUGUCCAAUUCUGCAUAGUCCAUUAAUUUUGUCUGCCAUUCUUCUUUCAUCGGAAUUUCUUCUUGUUUCCAUUUCUGGGUUAAUAAUACUCUUGCCGCAGUUGUUGCAUAUAAAAACAAUUUAACAUCUUGCCUAUUAAUAUCCUGACCUAUAAUACCAAGUAAAAAUGCUUCUGGGUUUUUUAAGAAUGUGUAUUUCAACAUCUUUUUCAUCUCAUUAUAUAUCAUUUCCCAGAAGUUCUUUACUUUUUUACAUUCCCACCUUCUUUCGCUUUCUCAGGUUGUGUCGGAGCAUGGUGUGUCACGCCUGCUCGGUGAGCAGCGGGCACAAGGAGCGCUGCUGCCUUCCCUGCUACCAGAAGAGAAAUGGCCAGGGCACCUGACCAGACUCAGAGGGCUCAGCCAGGCAGCCCAUUCCACCCAGUGGUACAGACACUGCAAGUCCAGAAAAUGGCUCCCUCCCUGAGUGUCAUGUGGGAAUGGAUGUGACUGACUUCUGUUUGGGCAUUGGUUGCAGGCUCCUCCAAAUGAAGAGGAGCGUAUGGUGGCAGUCAGGGACAUCGUAAUGAUAAACGGCUUAGAAAUUAAAUUUGUAUCAGGGAUGACUCUAAAUAUUCAGUGGGUUCCAGUGGUGUAGGAGAAUCUCUCAUUCUUUCCAGAUCCAACACUAUUAGUUAGAAGUCUGUUUUUAUCUGGUGUUUCUGUGAGGCAUGCAGCCAGGCACUCAGAUUCAGCCAUUUGCCUUCAGCCCCUGCAGCUGAAUAUUUCCCAAGCUUCUCCUUUGCGGGAUACCAUGUGUUGACUCAACAAACAGUUGCUGUGGUUGGUUUGAGGUCCUGGGGACAGCAAGCACAUGAAGCAUGGAUAAGGGCAUUGUCCCAAUGAACUUGAGUCCAUCAUUAAAGUUAAGCAUAUGGAAGCUGGCAAACAUGGGAUCUGAAAGUGAGCGACUUCAUGAGCAGUUGCCCUGUUCUCUCUCAGCAGCAUCACAGAAGGAGAAAUUUUGUGGGAUAAUGCUGUGGCUACGCCAAAUUCCCAAGCUAGUCCAGGGAAGCAUUUUGCUUCCGACUGUACUGUUUCCUACUGCAGGUGGUGGGAACUCCUAAGGCAGCUGGGAAGAUGACUGAUCAGGAAGAAUUAUGGAAGGGGAGGAGUCCCCGUCGCCACCAUGGAUGGCAGGUGUCAUGUCCCCAGUUCACUGUACUUUAUUUUUACUCUGAAGAUCACUAUUGGAAACUGGAAUCCAUAAUUGAAUCAUGUAAUUGCUGUGGAAGAAAUGAUUAUUUAUGGGGUGGAGCAUUCAGAAAUUAAAUCUUAAAGAAAAUCAUCUGGGUGGU